Suillus discolor is the source of this 1817-nucleotide messenger RNA. RefSeq lists its product as uncharacterized. Lineage: Eukaryota; Fungi; Basidiomycota; Agaricomycetes; Boletales; Suillaceae. The transcript is spliced from 17 exons. The record is from RefSeq and is a predicted model, not a curated record. The coding region runs from base 1 to 1662 and encodes 553 amino acids.
AUGGCCACAGUCUCAAAUGAUCCCACUUGGUGGCCGAUCGUCAAUUCAUAUCGUUUGGGCAGCUAUUUUGUAGUUGCCGCCUUUGUUGCAGUGAUGUAUGAUUGGGCACUUACAUUUGGACAAGAGGCAUGUCGAUGGUAUGACCGGAGCAGCCAUCUCGCUGAGAAUGGCUUCAUAGGUGGAACUGAUCUGGAGACAACGCUGGUCGGUAAUGACAAUUCUGUAUCUCGGUGUGCGAUACCUUGGAAUCUUAUCUGCUACCCUGUACAUGGCAAUGUUCCGACCAUCUCGUUGACAGAUACAAAUUGGAUGGUAAUUGUGGUAUUUGCGAUGCUGUGGGUCAUCAUCAUCGCUCGGUUGUAUGCCAUGUAUCAAGGAUCCAGAAAGAUCCUGAUAUUUCUCGUUUUCACCUUCCUGGCUGACAACAUUUUCGACGCAGUAGUCGCCAUAAUGACAACGAUGUAUACUUCAGGGGAGGAACUAAUUCUCUUGGGCACUUAUCAGUGCCAGAUUAACUAUGCGGAAGAUAUCAUACUUCUAAAUUCCAUUACUUGGAUACUCGCCACUGUGUGGGAGGUCCUCACGCUAUGUCUCGCAGUCUGGAUUGCGGUAGAACAUUUCCGUGAACUGCGACAACAUUCAGCAGGGGGGAUUAUCGAGGACUGUUUCACGGUGUUGAUGAAAACUCAUCUGGUUUACUUUGCGAGCUUUGUUGCUGUUUCUUGCUUCCAUCUCAUUCUCGAGUUCUCUCCAACAUUCUUAACGGACAUUGCCCUGGACAUUCAGAUUAUUUUUGGUUUUGUUCAGAUUUUGACAAACGUGCAGAUGUUUGUGCUAGGGCCGCGCCUGAUCAUUGGCGUUCGAGAAUACCACGCUAAGCUCGUUGCCGAUGCCGACGCUGCGACUGGCAUGGCCUCAAUCGCUUUCCAGGAGCGUGUGCAUAUAUCGACUGGCAGUGCAUCUCCUUGUCAGUAUGGGAAGCCUAUCCACAUCUGCACUGUUCUUAACGCCAUGGUUCCGUCCUAUUCCGCUAAGCUUUAUGUGACUACUGACAAAACAGCACUCGCCGAAGAACAACCCCUCCCCGAAGCCCUCUGUCGCACGUCCCUUUUAACGAGGGUACUCUGUUUUUUGGCACUUGGACGCCCAGAAUUUGAUGAUCAUUGGAAGUCGCUGCAAUCAGACCAAGCCUUCGAAACCAUUAGGAGCAGGUCAUGCUCUAUUCUGGCCAGCACUAUCACCACAGCAACUGUCCUCCUCGCUACAAGUGUUGUUUUCGUCAGUACGGCCUCUCCUGUGUCAUACUUCAACUAUACGUCACCCACUCCCUAUUGUCUGCUCUUUGUAUCGCUCAUGCUCGCCAUCAUGGCGAUAUUGACAUCCGGCUCAAGUAUGAUACGCUGGCUACACACUGAUCGGCAGUGGACUCAAGAACAACUCAAGCCGGGCGGCUACUUCGUCUUUUCCUACCUGUUGUCAAUAGUCACGCCCAUAUUCUUCGUCGCCUGGUCCCUACAUUGUUUUAUCUUUGCGAUGUUGCUAGCGGGCUUUUGCUCCCACAGCACGAUCUACCGCAUAGUAACUGCACUCUGGCUUGUUGCGUACGUCGUCAAUAUCGGAACGAUAUUGAUGCAAUCUAUGUGGAAGUAUACGACAUUGUAAUCUCAAUGGGCCAUGCUCGAUAUCGUUGAUAUUUUCCACUUUGCUCCUUCUCCUUGUCUUACUCGUGCUUUGUCUAUGUUAUAUAUAAUCUCUCUGAUGUGGCGCGCACCUGUGAGGUGUGCUCAAGAUGUAGUUGAGUAAAUAUGUGCAGUCUA